Messenger RNA from Miscanthus lutarioriparius, 978 nucleotides. The record is from the annotation of a GenBank genome assembly. NCBI's taxonomy places the organism in Eukaryota, Viridiplantae, Streptophyta, Magnoliopsida, Poales, Poaceae.
AUGGGAACUUCAUCUCGAACUACCAUAUGCAUGGGGCGGAAAAAGGGCUUGAAUGAAUUGUGUGGUAUGCUUAAAACUACGAGAGGCGAUAUCAAGAAAGGUCUUGGCGAUAGCCAUGUGAUGGCGGUCCAAAAUAAGCCCGAUUUAAAAGAGGGCAAUUCUUGGAAGAAGAAGAAGGGCAAGGCUAAAGGUGAGGCUAAAGGUCAUAUAAGUGAGAAUCGCAUGAAGAGGCUCCAUGCUGAUGGGCUUUUAACUUCGUUUGAUUUUGAAUCAUACGAGACAUGUGAGGCUUGUUUGCUAGGGAAGAUGACCAAGGCACCUUUCACAGGAUAUUACUUUUACAACCGAUCAGAGGGCAAAGUGUUUGUUGCUCAGAAUGGUAUUUUCUUAGAGAAAGAGUUUCUCAAAAGAGAGAAAAGUGGACAGAAGGUGUAUCUUGAAGAAGUUCAAGAUGAGCAAACAGGGAAGGACUCUACGAGUGAUGCUAAUGUAGCAGAACAAGUUGAGAUACCCAUGGCAGUAGAGGCACCGCCACAACCACGAAGGUCAGCAAGAAUCUGUGAGGCACGCGGGGAAUUGUUAUUGUUGGACGAUGACGAACCUGCGACAUAUGCGGAAGCAAUGAUGGACCCAGAUUCCGAGAAAUGGCAAACUGAUGAGCGCAAUCGUAUGAGUAAGGUUCCAUACGCCUCGGCAAUUGGUUCCAUCAUGUACGCCAUGAUAUGUACACGUCCAGAUGUCUCAUAUGCUCUAAGUGUUGCGAGCAGGUACCAAGCUAAUCUAGGUGAGAGUCACUGGACACUUGCUAAAAACAUUCUUAAGUACUUGAGAAGGACUAAAGAUGUGUUCCUAGUCUAUGGAGGUGAGGAAGAGCUCGUUGUAAAUGGUUACACCGAUGCUAGCUUCCAAACUGACAUGGAUGAUUCACAAUCUCAAUCAGGAUAUGUGUUCACAAUAAAUGGUGGUGCGGUUAGCUAG